Messenger RNA from Adelges cooleyi (spruce gall adelgid), 1567 nucleotides. RefSeq lists its product as uncharacterized. The coding region runs from base 47 to 1567 and encodes 506 amino acids. NCBI's taxonomy places the organism in Eukaryota, Metazoa, Arthropoda, Insecta, Hemiptera, Adelgidae. The record is from RefSeq and is a predicted model, not a curated record. The transcript is spliced from 4 exons.
UACCCAGUUGAUGCGGAAAAAAUUACUAGUAUCUUAAAUAUCCAUAAUGACAGCUAAUUCAAGUUUUAUAAUGUUAUUAUUCCAGUUGGUUUUCUAUUUAACUGCAGAGUCAUCCCAUUACCCAACUUUAUCGAAAAGGCAACGAAUGGAGCGACACAAAAUAAAUAAAAGAUAUGAAUUGGACAAUGUGGCACCUCCCGCAAGAACAAAGAUGGUAUUCUAUUUAAAUGCAUUGACACCCUGUCCUACAGUUGAACUUGAAUCCAUAACUUUUGCCAAGAAAGUAAACAAUGCUUUAGCGGAAAUGGAUCUUCCCGAAAAAACUAAGGAAGCAUUUUCUAAACAAUGGAUCUAUGUGGGACGUUAUUCAAUCGAUUUCAUUGAACUGUUGAAUUCGUUAGAGACGACCAAGGACUCCCCAAUUCGUUUUAACGACCACGAAAAAAGAAUAUUAUCUUCGAGUAAUGCAGAAGACUCGACAAACGAUAAAGCACUCGCUCAACUGAAAUACUUCUGCAAGAUGCAAGAAGUUCAGUGUACAGACCAUUUUCUAUUGUAUAACAUUUUAAAUGAAACCAAUCGGAAUAUGCAACCUGUUCUUCAGCGUGUACGCAAUAUGAUAGAGAUGGCGUAUGUAGGAUUAUUCGUGGUUUACACAUGGCUUUGGAAACUAUACAUCAACCUUUUGUCUUUAAAUAAAUUUAUAUAUGAUACUACUGUUGCUGAUCUAGAACAAUAUCGAAAACCCUUAGGCGAAUUGGUGAAUAUGUGCGUGGAAAAUAAUUACAUAGCGAACAGUUUUUUAAACAAAAAUGCAAACGAUACCGAAAAAAUGUUGUUCACUUUUAAUAGUUUUGACGACAAAAGACAUAUACAUUUUAAUAAUAAUAAAAGUCCGUUGCCUUUGUCCAUCCCACAUUUAUUCUUAUCAUACAUGAGACAUAACGGACAUCAUCUUUAUUUAUCAAUAUCCAAUGUAACUAUUGAAUGGUAUACGAUGAAGGAUUGGUUUAUACGAAUGACUUCUAAGGUCAGCGGUCAAUUUAAAUACAGAGACUGGAAUUCGCGUCCCUUUGAAAACAUUGAUUUUCAGCAAACAUGUUUAGAAAUCGUUAGUUUAAAACUAUAUUUUUUUGUUGUGGUGCAACUCUUAGCUUAUAAAAAGGUGGACGGCCCUAAGUUUAAAAAACGCCAUGAUGACUUUAUGUUACUCAUUUCCGGCAUUGUUGUGUCCAUUUCCAUCAAAGACAGACCAUUAAACCACGUAUUAACGUUGUAUAGUAAAAUAGACGAAUUUAAUCACGAGCAGAUUGACGAAAUUUUGAAAAUAAUAACAAAUGAAAUAAAUAACAUAUUGUGUCAAUAUAAAAUAUAUCCUGGAAAAACUGAAUUGGUCGACAUAUCAUACAUUGAUGUAGAAAAUGAAGUCGCAUUUAAUUCAUUUCUGGAUACAAUAGAAGAGCAAUGUCGAAAUUUCGGAGAUUUUUUGACAGGAUUUUCAUUUGAUUUUUUGUUGUUCUUUAUCAACGGAAGUUAUAACACUGAGCUUGCUAUUUUUCCAAAUUAG